GUUAAUUGUGACACUCGUAAUAGGUCAUAAAAUUUGUGCCUGCAUAGUGCGGGUAAAUAUUAUUGGCGCAGAAAAUCUUGGCCAGUACCACUGAACGCCCCUACCUGAACGUGUCUGAAAACGGGCAAAAUGCAACCAUCCAAUCCAUUAGCUGUACUCGCUGUGAUCUUAGGCCUAAGUAGCGCUGUCCUGGCGCUGCCGACGCCUCGGGUGGAGACGGAUCCAGAGCUGACUGCAGGCUAUUAUCAAGGCGACAUCGUGUUGGAUGAUGAACGUGAGCGUACCGGCUUGAGAAAUGAAAGCUACCGCUGGCCCGAUCGCAUUGUCUUCUACCACAUAAAUUCUUACAUUGAUCAGGAACACCGUGAUCAUAUCUUGCGCGGCAUUCGCAUCAUUGAGGAGAACUCUUGUCUGAUCUUCAAGGAGGCAACCAUCGAUCAGCCGAACUAUGUGAAUGUUACCUCUGAAAAUGGUGGGUGCUUCUCUUACGUGGGCAAACGAAGCACCGUCCAGCAGCUCAAUUUGCAGAACUAUGCAUUGGACACGGGCUGCUUCCGCCUGGGCACAAUAGUGCACGAGUUUUUGCACGCACUGGGAUUCUAUCACCAGCAGAGUGCCGCUGAUCGUGAUGACUAUGUGACUAUUGUCGAGGAGAAUAUCCUGGAAGGCACGGAGCAUAAUUUCAACAAAUACAACGAGACCGUUGUGAACGACUUUGGUGUGGAGUACGACUACGGCAGCGUUAUGCACUACACGGCCUACGCAUUUACCGCAAACGGCCUAAUGACAAUUGUGCCUAAACAAGAGGGCGCCGAGGAUAUUAUGGGACAGCGUUUGCAGAUGAGCGAGGCGGAUAUCAAUAAACUCAAUCUGAUGUAUAAGUGUCCGCGUAAAGUCUGAGUUGCUGCUCAUGUACAACAAAUAAUUAUCUUCUCCUCCAAAUGCAAUGAAA
Scaptodrosophila lebanonensis is the source of this 952-nucleotide messenger RNA. RefSeq names its product seminal metalloprotease 1-like. The transcript is spliced from 2 exons. The record is from RefSeq and is a predicted model, not a curated record. The coding region runs from base 130 to 900 and encodes 256 amino acids. Lineage: Eukaryota; Metazoa; Arthropoda; Insecta; Diptera; Drosophilidae. Gene Ontology annotation, biological process: proteolysis. Gene Ontology annotation, molecular function: zinc ion binding; metalloendopeptidase activity.